Acipenser ruthenus (sterlet) is the source of this 5649-nucleotide messenger RNA. Its product is annotated as SMC5-SMC6 complex localization factor protein 2-like. NCBI's taxonomy places the organism in Eukaryota, Metazoa, Chordata, Actinopteri, Acipenseriformes, Acipenseridae. The coding region runs from base 190 to 3711 and encodes 1173 amino acids. The transcript is spliced from 20 exons. The record is from RefSeq and is a predicted model, not a curated record.
AUGUUCCUUGGCAGGUGAAGAAGGGAAGAGUGGAAUCAUCUGAAAAAAUGGCGACCGCGGUGAAUAUUCGAGAGCUGGAUUACACAGGCGGGAAACUGCAUAAGUGAGUUCACAAAACUCAGUGCCUCAGAUUAUACACGUAAAUAGAGGGGUACCAUGCCUGAGACAAAGUGAACCGGACUCUGUGUAAUGAUGAAAGACAGGAAGCCACUGGCACUUGCGGGAGGUAAUCAGGCUAUUACACGUUUCUUCAGCCCACGCUGUGAUCCAGUUAAAGACCGCCUCGUGCUUGGAUCCCCCAAACAGCAGUGCAGUGAUGCUAAAACGAGCGGUCGGUCUCACUGCAGCUCUGCGGUGAAGCCAGGCAGCGGAGUAUCCACGCCUCCCCCCGUGAAGCACAAGAGCAAACCUGCUCUGCCGAUGCAGAAGACUCAGGACAAGAACCCCGCCCUGGAGGCCUUCACCAGGGCUGCCAGCUGGGAAAAAGCAGGGAGCCCGAGCAGAGGGAUCAGCAGGAGUCACACACACAUGCCCAUGCCCAACGUGGUGGUGAAGAAGCUCUGUCCCACCUCCCUCAGCUUCUCCUCCUUCAUGCUGGGCAGUGACGACUCCACCAAGAAGAAGUCUGUCUAUAGAAACAGCACGGCCCCUCUCCUGAAAAGCAGCAGUCUUGCUUGUGAUGAAAGGAAAGGGUCCCAGGAUGGAGACGCGAAGCCCCACCAGGCGCUUGAUUUCCUUUCCCCAGACAGCAGCCCUCCCUUCACCCCCAGGAAGACUCAGUCAAGGCUGCACAGCCCAGAGUUUCAGGAGACGCUGCAGAAUUACAAGAAGCAGAGGGAGCUGAAGAGGCAAAGGCUGGAACAAUCACAGCACACAGUUAACAAGUCUUCUGAAUGCCAGCGAUCAAAUCCGGUCUGUUACAUAUCGCCAGGCUCGUCCCAGCUCUGUAACAUGACCACCCCGAAGGCGGUGCUGCUCGUAAACAAGUCCUCCAGCCACCGUAAAGCUCAAAAGAAUUUGUGUUAUUCACCCGAGUCUCAAAGCAGGCACGUGAACCCAGGUUACAACUCAGCAGAACAAUCCCCUGGGAAGAGGAAAAGAGAUCUGGACGAGGAGGAUGGGAGAGUGAAAAAAAAACCCUUCCCUCAGGACGCUGGCAAACGAGCGACCAGCGCUAGCAGGGUCCAGAAAGAGAGCCCCAAGGCUGUCCGACACAGUGUCCUGCAAUCACACAGCAAGGAGGGGAAAGAUGCUGCUGGGUCCAAAACUAACAGCUUGCCUGCACAGGAGAAGCGCUUGGAGCUGCAGCGUGCAUCUUCAUCCUCCUCCUCCUCCUUCUCCUUCUCGUUCGACUCUUGGAAUAGCCGUCUGGCUGAGUGCACAGGAGCAAACGAGAAGCCCAACACCUAUCCUUCGUAUUCUGAAACCAUUAAACACAAAGCUAAAACCAUUGACGGAAUUGAAUUUAAAAUGACUAACUUGAACAAUGCUGACCUCUCUCCCAGGGAGGAAGGUCCCCCGCAGCAAGCUGAACUUGAGAAUGGAGAUUCUUCUGUCUCCGAUCUCUCCAUGUCUAGCACUGAGAGGACCUUGGGCUUAACUGCUGGAAAAAACAUCAACACCACUGAAGUUUCCCAUAAAAGUGGUACAUUGUCUCCUGUAUUGGGAACACCAGAGAGAACCGAAGGGAACUCUCCCACUUUAGCUGAGAGCGGCACUUGUUCUGAUGUCAGGGCCAUGGUCCAGAGCCCUGGCUCCCCGGCAGCAGCCUCAGAGCCAGUGGUUGGUGGAGGAGGGACUCUGGACAGGACUGCAGGGUACUGGCAGGACAGUUUGGAUAGUGAUGGAGGAGGGUCUGUGGACACCCUGAGCAGCGACAGUGAUGACGAUGACGAGCCUUUGUUGUCGCUGGAGGAGUUCAUGUCUCGGGGUUCAAAGCCAGCUGCCACGCCAGAGAAGAGCUCGUAUUCAGAGCCUAGCACCCCUGUGUCCUCGAGCCAUUUUACAGCUGUCCCCAGCAGACCACUGAGUUACAAAAACAGCCUCGCAAGUAUGCUGAAGGAAAAGGAGGAACAGCAGAGAGUGAAAGAGAUUGAUCUCCAGUUCCAGAAUGACAUCGGAGAGGGCAAGGCGAUGUGGAAACUGAGUGAGGAGCUGGAAGAGGGCAGUGCUGAUGGAGAGGAGCUCAUUCCUGAAGAACACCGGGAUUUUGUGGAGAAGUUUUCCAUUAUUUCGGAUGCCAUUCCGGACUUGCACCCGGGAGAGGAAAUCUUCCACUUGUCAAACUUCGGGAAGCUCUUCACUCAGGAAAGUCUUAGCUUGAGCAACUGCAGAUUGAGCCCUGAGAGUCGUGAGCAGGACGCGCUUCUGAGUUUCUACCCUCGAAAGCAAACAUUUGUGUGCAGUCAAGGCUUUCUAAAGAUAGCAUUUCAGUGUGCUCCUCGUCAGCCAUCUCUUUACAAGUGGUUGUUUCAGAUGAUGUCUGUCCAUUCAGAUAUUCUGACUUCCAGACUAAUUCUUAAAGGGCUAAGAGACCUUGCAUUGAAUACUGCUGAUCAGAUAGUGCUAAACAAGAAAAGCCCAGCCCGAGUCUGGCUGCCACCGCUGGAAGACGUGACGCUCGUGUUUCUCAACAUGGGCGUCCCCUUCGGCAGCCUGUUCCCCCUGGAAAAUCUCCAGCCAGACUUCUCUGAAGAGGAGAUUGUGCAAAGGGUAGAUGCCGUGGCAGAGGAUGCUGUAGAGAGUCGUGAGUGUGAUCCUGUGUGUUUCCCAUUGCAGAACUUCAUCAAUGUACUUCAGUAUCUGGUGAUGUGCACCUCCCUGUGCCCCAGGGCCUACAGUGACCGGGACAAGCUGCUGCUGCUGUCCCUGCUGUGCAGAGUCAGCCUGGAGAAGGGGCUGCGCCUGCACCCCAUGGUGGAAAUCCAGACCAUCAUUCACAACCUGCUCAAGAGCAUCAGGCACUGGGACACGCAGAUGCCUCUAAUUUGUCUAACCUUGAUCAGCCUAGCAGCUCAUCACCAUAACCUGCGAUGGCUGGUUACAUUACUGCCCAUCUACUCCCGCGGCAGACAACUCAGGAGACAUGUGAGCCUGGCGCUCAUCUCCAAACUCUUGAACAGGAGUUGCACUUACACGAUGGAAAACGCUGAUCUUCAGAUAACCGAGCUGCGUCCCUACUUGAUUCGAAUGAAGCCCUCCUCUCUGUUAAAAAAUAUGAAAGCUGAAAAGUGGGGGAAUCGGCUGGGAGACGAUCAGCCAUCGGAAAUCAGUCUGGAUCAGGAGGCGUACUACCUUGCACAUAGCCUGUUGGCAUUGGCCAGUGAAGUGGUUAACUUUGAUUCUAUUCCUGCUAGUCAAAGAAAACACCUAGUGCUACUGUCUGCCGAACUGGAAAAGCACAUCAAAUGUGAUAUCAGGGAGAGUGAUAAGCUUGUUUACCGCAGCAAGGUGAAGGAUUUGGUUGCACGGAUUUAUAUUAAAUGGCAGGAACUCCUUCAGAGAUCCAGGCCACUGCAGGGUAAGCUGCAUGACUACUGGGAGCCUUCAGCAGAGGACACCAGCACAGCCAGCCAAGAAGCGGAACCAGAACCUGAAUCAGAACUGGAACCUGAAUCAGAACCAGAACCGGAACCUGACAGGGAGGCCAACAAAGAACCUGUUGUCUUAACGGUGGAAGAAUGUGAGGCUAGUGGAGAAGAAAUGCAGUGAUUCACUUUGCUCUCUUCAGAUCGGAUCCGAACAUUCAGCCUGCCCUCCACUUGCCUUCCACAUUUCAAUACACCAGCAAUAUUAAAUACAACACAAUCCACUGACUGAAAUUCUCAUACAGUCAAUAUCAAAACACUUCUCCCCUCCGACGUCCCCACUGAUAAACGGACCGAAGAAAUCUGGUACCGUUUCUUUAGUCUAGAUUAUACUUUACAACAAAAAAAUAAAUAAGCCAAAUGAAUUCUUCAGUAUUUCGGUAUUAACCCUUAGCUGCCCGGUGUCCAAUAUAUUUGACAUUGUGAGAAUAGGCAUUAACAGGUAUGGGAACACACCCAGGGCAGCGUUGUUUCCAGGUUGACAGGUUUGCCUGGGCGAUCUCAACACUACAAGGUGGGGAGAGCUGAUGAGAAUGAAGUGAAAUUGUUACUUCAGCUUCGGGUGAAGCUGCUGAUACACUGCAUUGUUUUUAUAUGUAGAGGAAAGACCACACGCAAAAGAAAUAAUUCUACUGCACAUAGUACAUAUUUUUGUUACUGUAUAUAUUUCUAAAGAAAGUAAUUGCACUUGGCAGUAGCCAUUCUGUUUCAACCCUGUCCACAUUGGGUAUGUUUACAGGCAGGCAGUAUUCAGAGUAAAGAAUUCAGAAUCAGAGUGCAACGAUACCUGUAUCUUCAGAGUAUUUACCUUUCUGUUCGUUAGUGUGCUGAUUUCAAAACACGAAAAGAAUGACCUUCCAUCACCUUUAUAGUUGAGUACCAAUCAAAGGCAGUUUAUGUCAGCACUGAGUGUUUUAAAAGCCAUUCGGAAGUGAACUGCCCUCUCGUCCUGGGUCCUCAUCUAUUUACUGCGGUACCGAGGCUGUAAACUGACCAUGAAAAUAUAUAAUGCUAAGCCAGCAGAUGCACCUGAUGCAUCACCUAAACGUCAGCUUUGAGCUUUCCUUACACUUAACUGAAGAGUGACCUGAAGCUGUGCAAGCUGGGAUACGUAUGCCUGUCACGUUUCAAACGAGAGCUCAUCCUGCCCAGGAUUACAAUCCCACAAUUCAAUGCAGACAUGAUGCGUUUCUGAGGAAAGUGAAAUAAAAAUGAUUUCAUAUCAAGAGUAUAAAAGGAAGGCAAGACAAAUCGCUAAAAUUGUUUUGUGUUGAGUAAUUAACACAUUUUAUUUCAUGUAAUUAAUACCCAACACCUUCCGAUUUCUUCAAGGUAAUUACUUGGAGAAUGCGGGUAUCGGCGCGCCCCUGAUUCAGAAUAUUGUGUGUUCAUGGACAGCUCUGAAUUCUGAAAGCCUUAUCCUGUAAAUCAUAAGCACUUCCUCUUCCUAGUGUUCUGUAUCUCUGGGGUUAAAAAUGAAACCAUGUUAAUAUGAAACCCAGAACCAAGUACUGAUUUCCUGAUCAGUUCUCACUGAAUGCCAGGAUAGCAUUUGUAGACUAUAUAAAGAAUAGAGAAAAGCACAGCAUUCCUGAAGGCUUUUCCCCAUGCAGUUUCUGGUUGUUUUGCCCUUCUGUACUCUCCCCUCUCUCCAUACAUCACCUUCAGGACCCGCAUUCUGCUCUGUAGUAAUUCAUGUUACAAUUGAGUGUAGCUGACCUCCAGCCUGCACCAAGAAAAGCUCUGUUUGGAAUGCUCAGGGUGCAUCGCCGUCAUUAAAGGAAUAUUCUGAGAAGAGUUAGGAAUUGCAUGGAAAUAUUCUCUAUUGUUUUCUGCACCCCAAGCCAUUUGAAUGUAUGUUUUUGUAUUCAGUUAGGUCAGAAAUUGUUGUUCAUUGUUUUUAGUUUCUGCACAUUUUUAAAAAUAUAUUUUCUAUAUUUAAAGCCUUGCUUUUCAGUUCUUUUUAUAAUGUUUGGUACCGGUACCACUCCUUUCAUGUGAUUGUAAUAACUGCACUUUUAAAUAUUUGUUAGUUCUAUAAUAAAAUACGAGUUUGUUCGUG